Messenger RNA from Scatophagus argus, 3639 nucleotides. RefSeq names its product steroid 17-alpha-hydroxylase/17,20 lyase (gene cyp17a1). The record is from RefSeq and is a predicted model, not a curated record. Lineage: Eukaryota; Metazoa; Chordata; Actinopteri; Scatophagidae. The coding region runs from base 728 to 2275 and encodes 515 amino acids. Gene Ontology annotation, molecular function: steroid 17-alpha-monooxygenase activity; heme binding; iron ion binding. The transcript is spliced from 8 exons. Gene Ontology annotation, biological process: hormone biosynthetic process; progesterone metabolic process.
GAGCGCUUCCAUCUCCUGCCACAUUGACAUGAGAUCAGUAUCUCACUUUCAGCUUGAAGAUAAAAUAAAAUGGGGCAGCACAUUGGGGCGGUGGUUAGUGCUGUCACGUCACAGCAAGAGGGUACCAGGUUCGACUCGGGGUCUGGGCCCUUCUGUAACCAGCCCAGGGUGUACCCUCCCUCUUGCCCGUUGUCAGCUGGGAUGGGCUCCAGCCCCCCUCCAUGACCCAGACAGAUAAGCGGUAUAGAAAAUGGAUGGAUCAGAUAAAACUUUAUUGAUACCUUAAGGGAAAUUCAUAAGCUACCCAGUAGAUACACUAUAUGAUGUAGUAAAACCACCUUUACCAGCUGCAACAUUAAAGAGAUGAACACAUCAAUGCAAUUAAAAUACAAUAUUAUUCUGAAGAAUGCUAUUCUGUAUACUGUACUGUUACUUUUGGUGCUUCAAAUAAAUUUUAAUGCUGAUAUAUUAUACUUCUAUUUAAAUGUAAACAUGUAACACAAUAUUUAUACACUGUGGUAUUGCUACUUUUCAAGGAUUCAGUGAAUCUAGCGUCAUCUUAUCUUGUUUGAAUUUGCCCAGCCUUAAAUAUUCGGAUUCAAGGAUUUGACAUUGAAGGAGCUGCAUAAAAGCGUGGCCCAGCAGCAGCUCGUGGCCUUCCUGCAUAGCUUCUCUCUGUGAUGCCUGGCCUCCGUUGAACUAGACCCCUCUGUCACGGCCCUCUGCUAUGGAUAUAAUUUGGUUUCUGUUGGUGCUUUUGGCUGUGGUUCUGGCUUUUUUAGUAUUGCAGCUAAGGCUUAGGAUGUCUGCACCUGGCCCUCAGGAGCCCCCUCACCUUCCAGCGCUGCCCCUGAUCGGCAGUCUGCUGAGUCUGCGGAGCCCACUCCCUCCCCAUGUGCUUUUCAAAAAACUGCAGGAGAAAUACGGACCGACAUACUCUCUGAUGAUGGGCCCCCACUGUGUCAUCAUCAUCAACCAUCACACCCACGCCAAAGAAGUGCUGCUGAAGAAGGGAAAGAUAUUUGCUGGGAGACCCAGAACUGUAACCACAGAUGUUCUGACCAGAGAUGGGAAAGACAUCGCGUUUGGAGACUACAGUGCUACCUGGAGAUUCCACAGGAAAAUAGUUCAUGGAGCCCUGUGUAUGUUUGGAGAAGGCUCUGCGUCCAUUGAGAAGAUCAUCUGUGCAGAGGCUCAGUCUCUGUGCUCAGUCCUGUCCGAGGCGGCAGCAGCUGGACUGGCUCUGGAUCUGUCUCCUGAGCUGACUCGGGCCGUCACCAACGUCAUCUGUUCACUCUGCUUCAACUCGUCCUACCGCAGAGGAGACCCAGAGUUUGAGGCCAUGCUGCACUACAGCCAGGGCAUCGUGGACACUGUGGCAAAGGACAGUCUGGUGGACAUCUUCCCCUGGUUACAGAUUUUCCCCAAUGCAGACCUGCGUCUUCUAAAGCAGUGUGUUUCAAUCAGAGACCAGCUUCUACAGAGGGAAUACGAUGCACAUAAGGCAGACUACAGUGACCAUGUGCAGAGAGACCUGCUGGAUGCCCUGCUGAGAGCCAAGCGCAGCGCUGAGAACAACAACACAGCAGAGAUCAGUGCAGAGUCUGUGGGCCUGAGUGACGACCACCUCCUCAUGACUGUGGGAGACAUCUUCGGAGCCGGCGUGGAAACCACCACCACCGUGCUCAAGUGGGCGGUCACCUACCUCAUCCAUCACCCGCAGAUUCAGAGGCGUAUUCAGGAGGAGCUGGACAGUAAGGUGGGAGGAGACCGGUCCCCCCACCUCAGUGACAGAGGCAGUCUGCCCUACCUGGAGGCCACCAUCAGGGAGGUGUUACGGAUCCGACCCGUGGCCCCUUUGUUCAUCCCUCAUGUGGCUCUUGGUGACACCAGCAUUGGGGAUUUUAUGGUGAGGAAAGGAACUCGAGUCAUCAUCAACUUGUGGUCCCUGCACCAUGAUGAGAAGGAAUGGAAAAACCCUGAGCUCUUUGACCCCGGUCGGUUUUUGAACAGCGACGGCACUGGUCUGAUUAUCCCGUCACCCAGCUACCUGCCGUUCGGUGCUGGGGUCAGGGUGUGUCUGGGUGAGGCCUUGGCCAAAAUGGAGCUCUUCCUCUUCCUGUCUUGGAUCCUACAGCGCUUCACCCUCUCUGUCCCAUCAGGCCACCCUCUGCCCAGUCUGGAGGGUAAAUUUGGGGUGGUCCUCCAGCCAGCCAAGUACAAGGUGAAUGCCAUGCCCAGACCAGGCUGGGAGAGAAAAUGCCAGGCAUGUUGAGACUGGCCUCAUGUUCUCCACAUAGAAGUUCUUAGUUGUGACUGGAGAGUCUGUGGGAACAACAUACAUCAUGUAUUACAAGCAUCGAACAGUGAAGUGGACGUAUCAUAACAUCUUUUAGUAGAAGUAGGCUAGACAAAAGCUUACAUACCAGCCAUUCCAUCGAGCAGCGGGUAAGACAAAAUUUCAACAAACCGUCAAUCUACAAAGCAGUUACCUUUUUUAAUUUGCCUGUGCUGUAAUGUCCUUUGGAAUCAAACCAAGUCAGACCUCCUGUUAAUGUACCUGAACCUUUUCAAAAUGAUUUUAGUGAUGAAUAAUACAGAUGUUUUUGAUGUUGCAUUUGAAACAGAAGCAACAUCAAACUAACCCAGCAUUUAACUGUAAAAUACUCCAGUACAAGUAAAGGUACUGCGUUCAGUAAAAUGUAUUAAAAUGCGCAUUCUUUUGUAUGACAGAUUAUGGGUACUGAUGCAUCAGUUAGUAAGGAGCAUUUUACCACUGUAUCCGCUGGAGGUGGAGCUAUAGUUCUAACUACCUAUAUACACUUAGCUAUGAUCCAGUGGUUCCCAAAAUAAAUGUGCUUUCUUUUAAAAAAAAUAAUAAUUUAAAAAAUCAAACCAUAUGAGAGGUUUAAAGGGGAGAUGUGUCUUUAGUGGAACGGCAAACAAUUCAUAAACAUGUGAAACGUGACUAGAGGCCACAAAUAGACACCAACCCUUUGUGAGGGGAACCGCUUCAUAUUAAUCUUAAACAAUGUACAAUGUAUAUAAAAUCUUAAGCUGAAAAGUAACUAGUAACUAUAUAUCUAUCAGAUAAAUGUAGAACAGUAAAUCUAAAGUAGUGUAGUAAAUGUAGUUAGGUAAUUUUGACCGCUGGCUAUCAAAAUAAAACAGAGAAGGUGCUGAGAUUUCAAGUUCUUCACCCAAUGAAACACACUUCCAUAUGAAAGUAUUGUAAUGCAUUUGGCAUGUGAGCAUAUGCUGUGUAUUGUAGAAAUACUCAAGUGCUUCAACAUUGCACUUAAGUUUUAAUGCUAUGGAAAUGUACAUUAUGCUUAAUUUAUAAGUGGAAUGUAUAAUGUAUUUACAAAUAUACUUAUAUAAAGUGGAAUUAGAAAGUAAGAUCUGUUUCCAGUUUGUAAAGACCUGAUUCUGUGUGUCGUGUGUGUGUGUGUGUGUGUGUGUGUGUGUGUGUGUGUGUGUGUGUGUGUGUGUGUGCGUGUGUGUGUUAAAGACAGAAAUGUAACAUAGACUUGGAUGAUUUGCUGUUGAUUUCACAUAGACCCUUGAGAAAUAUAACCUGUCAUUCAUCUCUCUGUAUCUUUGUUAUGGCUUUGGUAAAUAUAGGUCUGUUAUAAAGAC